Molecule: messenger RNA, 278 nt
Organism: Racocetra persica
Lineage: Eukaryota; Fungi; Glomeromycota; Glomeromycetes; Diversisporales; Gigasporaceae
Source: the annotation of a GenBank genome assembly
UCUCAAAAAGUACUUCAGAUAGCUCAACUUUGUGCUACUAUAAUUAUUAUCAUUAUUAUAAAGAAGUUGAAAUGUUAAUUGAAAAAUAUAAACAAAAUAAUAUUGCACCACCUUUGCUAGUACUUGAUAAAAGUAAUUUAUAUGAUAAUAAUAGCAUAUUAGUUUUUAAUAAAACUUCAGGUGAAAUAGAGAAAUUAGAUAAUAAAGCAGAGGAAUCAGAUAGUGAGUAUAAAUCUAUAAAUAAUGCAAAUAACUGGGAUGAAAUAAUAUGUUAUUGA